UCUCUCUCUCUCUCUCUCUCGUCUUUGGAAACCCUCAAGCGAAAUGGGAUCUUCCGUUAGUCACGCCGGCGCCCCGCCGCCAUCGCCGGCCGCGGCUCCUCCUCCGCCGAUUCCCGUCGGUCUUGCGGCGGCGCUCCCCCCGAAUACGGAGGUGCAGGGCGAUGCCAAGGGCGUCUCGGAGAAGGUCGACUGGUUGAAUCUCCCCUGCCCUGUUGCGUUCGAGGAGAUCCAACGCGAGGCGUUGAUGUCCUUGAAGCCAGAGCUCUUUGAAGGAUUGCGUUUUGACUUUACAAAGGGGAUAAAUCAGACAUUUGCUCUCAGCCACAGUGUUUUCAUGGGAUCAAUGGAGGUUCCUUCACAGUCUUCUGACAUUAUUAAAGUUCCUACUGCACACUAUGAAUUUGGUGCAAACUUUCUGGAUCCUAAGAUGAUGCUUAUCGGAAGAAUACUGACUGAUGGAAGGCUGAAUGCACGAGUCAAAUGUGAUCUGACUGAUAACCUUACUUUAAAGAUAAAUGCUCAGCUGACAAAUGAACCACAUUUCUCUCAAGGAAUGUUUAACUUCGAUUAUAAGGGACAGGAUUUCAGGUCUCAAUUUCAAAUAGGCAACAAUGCCUUCUAUGGUGCCAAUUAUAUCCAGAGUGUCUCACCACAUCUAUCCCUUGGCAGUGAAGUCUUUUGGCUUGGGCAUCAAAGGAAGUCUGGUAUUGGUUUCGCUGCUCGUUAUAACACAGAUAAGAUGGUUACAACUGGGCAAGUCGCAAGCACUGGAAUUGUUGCGCUGAGCUACGUUCAGAAAGUAUCCGAGAAGGUUUCUCUUGCAUCUGAAUUCAUGUACAAUCACAUGACAAGAGAUGUUACAUCAAGUUUUGGUUACGAUUACAUUCUUCGUCAGUGUCGGUUGAGGGGAAAACUCGAUUCCAAUGGAGUUGUGGCAGCAUUUUUGGAGGAACGACUUAAUAUGGGUGUUAAUUUACUUCUUUCCGCCGAGAUUGAUCAUUCGAAGAAAGACUACAAAUUUGGGUUUGGCAUGACGGUAGGAGAGUAGAACUGCUCGUAACAUUUACCAGGAGAUGAAUUGCCGCUGCUUUUGCCACCUGGUUACCGGAUUUGCCGGCUUCUCCUUUUUAGGGUUCUUCCGCCUGUUCUAUCUUCCGAGUCUGUUAGAAAGAGGUGGUUCUCUUUUUGUUUCUCCUCUGAGUUGGUUGACGACACAUUUGCCGAGCGGAUCUUUCAGCAGCCACCGCAUAAUGUGACAUCUUGAGACCAUGACAUGAUUCUUUGGUUCAUCAUUGAUGGAACAGGUCAUAUUGCAAUUGUAUCAAGAUGAAUGUCUCAGUUGUCUUUUA
Messenger RNA from Musa acuminata AAA Group (dessert banana), 1349 nucleotides. Its product is annotated as mitochondrial import receptor subunit TOM40-1-like. The transcript is spliced from 11 exons. Gene Ontology annotation, biological process: protein import into mitochondrial matrix. Bases 44 to 1048 code for a protein of 334 amino acids. The record is from RefSeq and is a predicted model, not a curated record. Lineage: Eukaryota; Viridiplantae; Streptophyta; Magnoliopsida; Zingiberales; Musaceae. Gene Ontology annotation, cellular component: mitochondrial outer membrane; mitochondrial outer membrane translocase complex. Gene Ontology annotation, molecular function: transmembrane protein transporter activity.